Messenger RNA from Rhagoletis zephyria (snowberry fruit fly), 636 nucleotides. RefSeq names its product transmembrane protein 165-like. The record is from RefSeq and is a predicted model, not a curated record. Gene Ontology annotation, cellular component: Golgi apparatus. Gene Ontology annotation, molecular function: manganese ion transmembrane transporter activity; calcium ion transmembrane transporter activity. Gene Ontology annotation, biological process: manganese ion transmembrane transport; Golgi calcium ion transport; Golgi calcium ion homeostasis. Lineage: Eukaryota; Metazoa; Arthropoda; Insecta; Diptera; Tephritidae.
CUGGAACGUUCCGCUAGCUUGGUUCAGGAUGCCGAAAGUGGUGUUGUACGCAAGAUACCAAAGAAGAGUGCAACCCAUAUUACCAUGCGCAUUUUGAUGCAGGCCUUUACGAUGACCUUCCUGGCCGAAUGGGGCGAUCGUUCGCAACUAACCACCAUUAUUUUGGCCGCCAGCAAGAAUGUUUAUGGCGUCAUUACCGGCGGUAUUAUUGGCCACUCCAUCUGCACCGGUUUGGCUGUAAUCGGUGGACGUAUGGUGGCCGCUAAAAUUUCUAAACAGCUGGAACGUUCCGCUAGCUUGGUUCAGGAUGCCGAAAGUGGUGUUGUACGCAAGAUACCAAAGAAGAGUGCAACCCAUAUCACGAUGCGCAUUUUAAUGCAGGCCUUUACGAUGACCUUCCUGGCCGAAUGGGGCGAUCGUUCGCAACUAACCACCAUUAUUUUGGCCGCCAGCAAGAAUGUUUAUGGCGUCAUUACCGGCGGUAUUAUUGGCCACUCAAUCUGCACCGGUUUGGCUGUAAUCGGUGGACGUAUGGUGGCCGCUAAAAUUUCUGUGCGCACUGUUACAAUACUCGGUGGCAUUGUAUUUAUAGGGUUUGCAGUGUACGCUUUGAUUGUAAAACCAGACGAUAUUUAA